Messenger RNA from Dracunculus medinensis (Guinea worm), 1083 nucleotides. Lineage: Eukaryota; Metazoa; Nematoda; Chromadorea; Rhabditida; Dracunculidae. The record is from the annotation of a GenBank genome assembly.
AUGGAUUUUUGUAGAUGGUUAAGAUCGCGAAAUGGUCGUUUUGAUGAAGCAGCUGAUGCGCUAAAGAAGCAUUUAAUUUUCCGGAAAGCAUGGAAUUUAAACAAUAUUGAUCAAUGGAAUGCACCUGAGAUAUUGGAGAAAUAUUGUGGAUACGGUUUUCUUUCAGACAAAGAAGGAUUACCAGUACUUAUGUCUUUACUCGGUAAUAUGGAUGUUGAAGGUAUAAUAAAGUCAGUUCAAGCGAGCGAUUAUAUAAAAUAUUCUUUAGCAGCGAUCGAGAAGGGUAUUCAGUUGUGCAGUGAAAAAUCGAAAGAGACUGGUCGAGCAUUUGAACAAAUGAUAUUAAUAUUUGACCUAGACCACAUGAGUAGUGCACAUUAUAUGUGUAAAUCAUUCGCUUCAUCGUUCACAACACUUGUUCUAUUAUUUCAAGAGCAUUAUCCAUUGGUACUGAAAAAAAUUUUAAUAAUUCGAGCACCUGAAAUGGCACGAGUCGCUUUUAAUGCAAUGACACCUUUUUUGAACGAUAUCAUUCAGAGAGAUACGCGUCAGUCAAUUCGUGUGAUGGAAUUAAUCGAGAUGCCAUCAAUUGAUGAAUGGCAAGCAGUGCUCAAAGAAUACAUAGAACUGGAUUCAUGGCCAGUUCACUGGGGUGGCAAUUUGUGCGAUGAAAACGGUGAUCCGAAAUGUCCUUCAAAAAUACGAUAUGGACUUGGACCUGUGCCCGAUUCAUACUAUGUUGAUACGGAAAAAGCGAUGCCAGAAUAUGAUCAAUUAACGACGGUAUACGCUGGAGAAAAACAUUUAAUAGAGAUCAAGGUCGAGGCGAACACAACAAUCAGUUGGCAAUACAUGACAUCCGAAGAGGAUAUAGGGUUCGCAAUUCGCUACGAUGGUACAGGAAACGCCAACAAUUUAACUGAAAUGGAAACCAUUUUCCCUUACAUCAGACUUGAAUGUUCACAGGUAGCAUGCACGGGUUCGCUAUUAUGUGAAAAGGCAGGAAGAUAUAUAAUCGAAUUUGACAAUUAUUAUUCGUGGUUCUCAGCUAAACAACUUCGUUACAAUAUCGAAAUCGACUAG